This is a messenger RNA of Cucumis sativus (cucumber), 2073 nucleotides long. RefSeq names its product allantoinase. Gene Ontology annotation, cellular component: cytoplasm. Gene Ontology annotation, biological process: allantoin catabolic process; purine nucleobase catabolic process. The record is from RefSeq and is a predicted model, not a curated record. Gene Ontology annotation, molecular function: zinc ion binding; cobalt ion binding; allantoinase activity. Bases 293 to 1804 code for a protein of 503 amino acids. Lineage: Eukaryota; Viridiplantae; Streptophyta; Magnoliopsida; Cucurbitales; Cucurbitaceae. The transcript is spliced from 15 exons.
GACAUGUUUCCCGCCGUACUAAAAAAAAUGUCACCUUAAAAGCUUCUUAAUCAGAGUUUAGCUGAAAGGUGACUAAGUGAUCAUCGGUAAUUUUACUAUAAUCGUCUGAUCUGACUUUAAUCAUAUGAUUAGCGAAAUGGUUCACCACAGUUGCCCUUCACUGGUCAGACGAUAAGCUGAAUUCCUAAGCCUGGGCUGAAGCCGGCGACGGUGAGAUACUUCAAAUUCCUAUCAACUACAUGAUCGUUCACUCCAAUCGCAUUACUGAUUACUAGAGACGGAAAGAAUUACGAUGAAUUUGCUGCAGUGGAAGCUACUUCCUCUAUUAACAUUGCUCGCUUCCAUUUUCUUAUUUUUCUACUUAAAGGAUCCAUCCGAUAAUGAAUGCAGCCUCCUUCCUCACAAGCACUUUUGGAUAACAAGCAAGCGCAUUGUUACGCCACAAGGAGUCAUUUCUGGUGCUGUUGAGAUAAAUGGAGGGAAGAUUGUAUCCAUUGUUAAGGAAGAAGAAAAGCAUGGGAAGAUUAUGGGUAAUCACGUGGUUGAUUACGCAGAUGCUGUUGUAAUGCCUGGCUUGGUUGACGUCCAUGUUCAUCUCGAUGAUCCUGGACGGUCUGAAUGGGAAGGGUUUCCAUCUGGAACAAAGGCUGCAGCUGCUGGUGGGGUAACUACUCUGGUUGAUAUGCCAUUAAAUAAUUUUCCCUCAACUACGUCUGAAGAAACUCUAAAACUCAAGAUUAAGGCUGCUGAAGGAAGAAUCUAUGUUGACGUUGGCUUUUGGGGAGGUCUUGUUCCUGAGAAUGCUUUCAAUGCAAGUGCUCUGGAAAAUCUCCUGAAAGCAGGGGCUCUCGGCCUAAAGUCAUUUAUGUGUCCUUCUGGGAUCAAUGACUUUCCUAUGACAAAUAUUACUCAUAUCAAGGAAGGACUGUCAGUUUUAGCAAAAUACAAAAGACCUUUGCUUGUGCAUUCAGAGAUUGAACAAAGUUCUCCAAGCCCUGUGCAACUUGAAGGUAGUCAAGAUGACCCUCGUACUUACUCAACAUAUCUUGCAACCAGACCACCUUCUUGGGAAGAGGCAGCUGUAAGAGAGCUCUUAAAGGUGACAAGUAAUACAAGGCCAGGUGGCCCGGCAGAAGGAGCUCAUAUUCACGUUGCUCAUUUGUCUGAUUCAGGUUCUACCUUAGAACUUAUUAAGGAAGCCAAAAGGAGUGGAGAUAGUGUGUCAGUUGAGACGUGCACCCACUAUCUAGCUUUCUCAGAAGAAGAUAUAAAAGAUGGAGAUACUCGUUUCAAGUGUGCUCCACCAAUUCGUGAUAAAGCCAACAAAGAAAAACUAUGGGAUGCUUUGAUGGAAGGACAUAUUGACAUGUUAAGUUCUGAUCAUUCGCCAACAGUGCCACAUCUAAAGCUACCUGAUUCUGGGGAUUUUUUAAAGGCUUGGGGAGGCGUAUCAUCUUUGCAGUUUGAUCUCUCUGCAACCUGGUCACAUGCAAAGAAACGUGGAGUAACAAUGGAGCAAAUUGCUUUGUGGUGGAGUGAGCGGCCUGCCAAGCUUGCUGGUCUAGAAUUAAAGGGUGCUAUUGCUAUUGGAAAGCAUGCAGAUAUUGUUGCGUGGGCACCAGAUGAAGAGUACGAUGUCAAUGACAUUCCCGUAUACUUGAAACAUCCCAGCAUUUCAGCCUAUAUGGGAAUGAAACUGUCUGGAAAAGUUUUGGCCACUUUUGUAAGAGGACAACUCGUAUACGAAGAGAAGCAUGCUCCUGCUGCUUGUGGAACUCCAAUCCUUGCAAGAGUAACAGAUUAGGACUCUGAUAUAUAUAUCCAUUAAUCUUCAUAUUAUUAUGACUUCCAUUAGUACCUUCCAUGCGCUUAUAAGAUAAAGAAUAAAAGGUCAUACUUUUUAAAAAUUGUUUGGUUACAUAAAGCAUGAAGGAUACUGAUGUUUGUGCUCGACUUCAUUUACAUAUUAAGAUCAGCUCUAGGAUGAUGUUGCGACUGCACUCUUUUUUUGGGAGACAGACAGGUUCCUUAAUCAAACUUAAUUAACCCAAUCAAUGGCACCCUAUUUCGUAA